UGUAGCCACGCCCACCGCUUCCUCAACCCCGGAAGAGAAUUCAAAACAAGUUGUGAUCACAUGGAGCAUGGACCGAGAGAUUAGCCAGCUGGAAGCAGCAUGGUGCCACUGACAGUGCGCCUCACCCGGAUUACAACAGUGAGCUGUGCAGAGGCCGCUGCGCUCUCCUGACUGAUGGGUGUGAACAAAGGCAUCUCCAAUCUGACUGAAUGUGCAUCUGCAGGACAACUGAACCUUCUCCGACUGACACUUGAAGACAAUCAUCAUGGACCCGUCCAACCAGAAGCACUUCACAAUUGUAGACUAUGUCAUAUUUGGUGUCUUGCUCGCCGCCUCUAUGGGCAUCGGGCUGUACCACGCUCUCUCAGGUGGGCGUCAGCGCACCACUCAGGAGUUCUUGAUGGCCGACAGGAGCAUGAGCUGUCUUCCUGUCUCGCUGUCGCUCAUCGCCUCAUUCCAGUCCGCCGUGGCGAUUAUUGGCGUACCGGCAGAAAUCUACACUCACGGCACUCAAUACUGGUUCAUCGGCUGCGCCUACAUCCUGGGCCUCCUCAUUCCUGCUCAUGUUUUCAUUCCUGUGUUGUACAGACUGCGGCUCUCCAGCGCUUAUCAGUAUCUUGAACUGCGCUUCAGCAAAGCAGUGCGUAUCUGUGGAACUUUGACCUUCAUCUUUCAGACAGUUAUUUAUAUGGGAGUUUGUGUGUAUACUCCUGCCUUUGCACUAAAUGCAGUUACUGGAUUUGAAUUAUGGGGAGCAGUGCUGGCAACAGGACUAGUGUGCACUUUGUACACAACAAUAGGUGGUUUGAAGGCUGUCAUCUGGACAGACGUCUUUCAGACUCUUGUGAUGUUCGCAGGGCAGCUGGCUGUCAUCGUGGUGGGGGUGCUGCAGACUGGAGGACUGUCUGAAGUCUGGAGGAAAGUCCAUGAGGGAAACCGCAUCUCUGGCCUCGACCUGAACCCAGAUCCUACAGAGAGACACACCUUCUGGACUCUGGGGGUUGGCGGGGUUUUUCUCAUGCUGGCCCUGUACGGAGUGAACCAGGCUCAGGUCCAGAGAUAUCUCAGCGCACGGACAGAGAAAGAAGCCGUCAGGUCUUGUUACAUGGUGUUUCCCUCCCUGCAGCUGGCUCUGGCUCUGAGCUGUGUGAUGGGACUGGUCAUGUUUGCACGUUACUGUGGAGAGGAUCACUCUGACAAGCUGGGCACCUCUUCAAGAGAUGCAAUGGUGAUAUACUUCGUGAUGGACAUGCUGCAGGGUCUGCCUGGACUACCUGGACUCUUUGUGGCGUGUUUAUUCAGCGCAGCUCUCAGCACCAUCUCUUCUGCUUUUAACUCUUUGGCCACUGUGACAAUGGAAGACCUCGUCAAACCACAUUUCCCCGCUAUGUCAGAGGCAAAAGCAACCCUGCUGUCCAAAGCUUUAGCUAUGUCCUAUGGGCUGUUGUGUCUGGCCAUGGCUUAUCUCACUCACCUCAUGGGUGAUUCAGUUCUUCAGGUGGCUUUGAAAAUCUUCGGGAUGGUUGGUGGUCCCAUUCUGGGUCUGUUUUGUCUCGGGAUGUUCUUCCCAUGGGCAAACUCCACUGGAGCGUUGACAGGUCUGGGAGCCGGUCUCGCUACGGCUUUCUGGGUCGGCAUCGGGAGCAUCGUCACUCGUAGCUCUGGCGCGAGACCGCUGCCGCCCCACUGCAGAGCCGUCCUGCUGUCAGACAACACGACUAUUGCCAUUCACACUGCACUCAGCAACAUCACUCUGAGCCGACCCUCUGGACUGAGGAGAUUUUAUUCACUGUCCUACAUGUGGUACAGUGCAUUCAACUGCUUCACAGUCAUUCUCAUAGGCCUGAUUGUGAGCUUCCUCACAGGUCCUAUGAAAGAAGAUGAUGUGACACCAGGAACAAUCUAUCCCUUGUUAGGGAAACUGCUUUGUUUUCUACCUGAACACAUGAAGAAGAAGCUCUGCUGUGUGACUCCUCUGGGACACACGCUCUCAGCACAGCAAAGGCCUCCACAACACAAAGAAAGCAACGGACUGACCCACUCACAAGACGACAGAACAUCACAUGAAGAGACGGACAGAUUUCUUCCUGAGGCUCACGCAUUUCUUGUGGAGCAUGAAACAACUGUGUGAUAUCACAGUUUCACAUCGGGCUGAAAACGGUUAAAAAGUCUUUAAACAAAGCCCUCGGACAAAAAAAAAAUACUUGUAGGCUGGUUUUGUUAUUGUUAUUUCUUAUUUUGUUGCCUUUGCUACAUGAUGGAAGUAAUGUGAAUUUGUACAGUCGAUUGCUGCAACGAGGUCAACACUAAGCAAUGUUCAGUCGACAUGAGGUUUGUUUUUAAUUCUCCAGAAUAGACUUUAGAGCAGCUGAGCUUGUUUUGAUUUUACAGAUACACAAGUUUGAUUUACAUGCAGUAUUUAUCAGCUUCAGGUAUGAUCAUUGACUCACAUUCAGUCGGUCCCUUGAUUGUGUAAAAAAACAACGCACUGUACGGUUUAAUGAGAAUUAUUUGAGUCUGUUAUUCCCAACUGGUCCAGCCAUGGGGUCCAGAUUUCACCUUAGUCAUUAGUUCAAGGUCCAUACAGUUUAAUUUAUUCAGUCAUAUUUGCGUUUGACCACGUCGUCGAGCUAGUUCGUCAUCUCUGUUCAGCAGCUGUCUGUUAGUCACUCACUCUACAUCAGGAAACAGCACUUAAAAUUAAAAGCUCUGUGCCAGGAAUUCACGGUACUUUAAAAUAAAGUGGGGUUUUUUUACAGACUACACAUUCUCAAGUUACUUCCAGUCCAUUCAGAAUGGACCCGUGACCCAUUUUUGGACCGUGACCCACCAGUUGGGGAACCACUGAUCUAAACUUUAGAACAACGAACAAUGUCUUAGUUCUUGACUUGACACAUUGUUUAGUAGUACUGCAGCUGUGUGAAUGAUAUGUCAAGCUCUGGUGAGAUGAUGGUGCCUCACUUUUUAAGAAUGUAUGAGUGACAGCUGUCUGUAUUUGCAGCUGAAACACUGAAACCCCCUUUUUCUAAAAAUGAUUAAAGAUUUUGUAUUUA
Messenger RNA from Epinephelus fuscoguttatus (brown-marbled grouper), 3053 nucleotides. RefSeq names its product solute carrier family 5 member 6 (gene slc5a6b). NCBI's taxonomy places the organism in Eukaryota, Metazoa, Chordata, Actinopteri, Perciformes, Serranidae. Gene Ontology annotation, cellular component: membrane. Gene Ontology annotation, biological process: pantothenate transmembrane transport; biotin transport; sodium ion transport. The coding region runs from base 266 to 2131 and encodes 621 amino acids. The record is from RefSeq and is a predicted model, not a curated record. Gene Ontology annotation, molecular function: sodium-dependent multivitamin transmembrane transporter activity. The transcript is spliced from 17 exons.